Molecule: messenger RNA, 573 nt
Organism: Anoplopoma fimbria (sablefish)
Lineage: Eukaryota; Metazoa; Chordata; Actinopteri; Perciformes; Anoplopomatidae
Product: adenosine deaminase 2-A-like
Exons: 5
Coding region: 1-573 (190 amino acids)
Biological process (GO): adenosine catabolic process; inosine biosynthetic process
Molecular function (GO): adenosine deaminase activity
Source: RefSeq, a predicted model, not a curated record
AUGAAGGGGGCUCUGAGUGUAUCUGAGGUCAAAGCAGCUGUGAAAGAGGCCAUUCAACUGCAAAAGGACUUCCCAGAUGUUGUUGCAGGAUUUGACAUGGUUGGCAGGGAGGACAGCGGGAGGACCCUUUGGUACUUCAGGGAGGCUCUUUCUCUGCCAGCUGAACUGGGUGUCACGCUGCCAUAUUUCUUUCACGCGGGGGAAACAGAUGACGAAGGCACCGACGUGGAUCAGAACAUUCUUGACGCCCUUCUGUUCAACACCACGCGCAUCGGCCACGGCUUCGCUUUGGCACACCAUCCGCUCGCCAAAGAGCUUUCUAGGAAAAGAAAUGUGGCUGUGGAGCUGUGUCCCAUCUCAAACCAGGUGCUGAGGCUGGUGUCGGACCUCCGGAACCACCCUGCAGCUGUACUGAUGUCUGAGGGUCACCCGAUGGUGAUCAGCUCUGACGACCCGUCUCUGUUCGGCACCACGGGCCUCUCCUACGACUUCUAUCAGGCCUUUGUUGGCAUCGGAGGAUUAAAAGCAAACCUGGGAACUCUGAAAGAGCUGGCUCUUAACUCCAUCAGGUGA